UCAAUAUUAUCCUCAGUCAUUUUCCAUCAAAAAAUGUCAGACCCAGGUAGCUUGUCAUGGUUGAUAGAUAACACUUUUUAAAGAAUUCAAAAUUACAAUGCAUGUAUUUUAUAAUUUGGUCAGUUAUCCAUGGAUGUGUCGGUUCAGAAUUUAGUUUUUGACAUGCCUAAGUUUACUAAUCUUGCCGAUGUUGCAGGAAUGUACCAAUAAGUGCUGUGACGCGGCCACCUGUAAGUUGACCUGGGGAUCGGCCUGCGCUCAGGGAGCCUGCUGCAAGGACUGCAAGAUCAGCGUGUCAGGGACACCGUGCAGGGGAUCUGUCAACUCAUGCGACCUCCCAGAAUACUGCAACGGCUCCACCUCCUACUGUCCAUCUGACUUCUAUAUCAUGGAUGGGCUUCUCUGUGAGAACAACGCGGCGUACUGUUAUGAGGGCCGCUGCCAGACCUACGACUACCAAUGCAAACAUCUUUUUGAAACAGGUGCAAGCAAAGCAGCAGACAUCUGCUUUCAGACGGCUAAUCUAAAGGGGGAUGCGUUUGGGAACUGUGGCAUGACGUCGUCAGGGACCUAUGUGAAAUGUAGUUUGGCUAAUGCCAUGUGUGGGAAGGUACAGUGCACUAACGUAAACACCAACAACCCUCCUCCUGGAGGCUCGGUCAGUAACCAGAUCAUCGAUGGUUCUUCGUGUGUCAACGCAGACUUUAACCUGGGCUCUGAUGUUCUGGACCCUGCCUAUGUCAACCAGGGCAGCCCCUGCACCAAGGGGAAGGCCUGCCUUGACUUCCAGUGUGUGAAUGCCUCAGCUCUACUGCCUGUUGACCUCCACUGUGAUGCCAACAACACAUGUAACAGCCGGGGGGUGUGUAACAACCAGGGCCACUGCCACUGUAAUGACGGCUGGGGACCUCCUAACUGUGCCAAGUCAGGGAGAGGGGGCAGUGUGGACAGCGGGCCUGCACAGAUAGAUUAUUCCCUGAGGGACGGCCUGCUGAUCUUCUUCCUGCUGGUGGUUCCCAUCCUGGUGCUGCUGGUGUUAGUACUGCUCUAUGUGUUCAGAAGGGAUACCCUGGAAAGAUGCCUCAAAGGACCACGCUCCAGACGCUCUAGGUCAGGAAACACAGCGAAUGGCAAUGCCCCGAAACAACCAACUACACAACCUCCAACAACACAGGCCCCACCCCCUCAGCCAAUGCCUACAUAUCCACCAUCCUCUACCUCAGGACCCAGGUAUGGAGAAAACAACAAUUGGAACCAACCUCCUGCCUCCCAGCCACCUCUCCCCCAGCAAGGCCCAGGUGUUCCCAAACCCAUCCCUCCCAAGCAUUAACCCUGACAGACACACCCCUUCGAACAUAAUGUGGGGCUCUUCCCUCAUUCGUUAUUGUAAAUUUCAUAUUUGUAUUUUACUCAUAUUUGUAUGAUUGUUUGUGGAUAUCUAAAAAAUAAUAAUAAUUUAAAAAACAUUUUAUUGCAGGAACAUGAUUUGGUGACAGGGACUUUUUAAGAUAUUGCUUUUUACAUUAUUACUACGGAAAUGAAGGUAACGCAUUUUGUAAUAAAAAUAUACAUAUUGUUGAUAUUGUUCAGUUCCAGAAAGGCUCAAUUUAUUUUAUGAGCGGUUUACAAGAUCUUUUUUAAUAUUUAAAUGUUACUCAUAAUAAAAAAUGUAUAUAAUA
Oncorhynchus mykiss (rainbow trout) is the source of this 1679-nucleotide messenger RNA. The record is from RefSeq and is a predicted model, not a curated record. NCBI's taxonomy places the organism in Eukaryota, Metazoa, Chordata, Actinopteri, Salmoniformes, Salmonidae.